Messenger RNA from Physeter macrocephalus (sperm whale), 3408 nucleotides. It is a transcript of the gene GTF2IRD1, whose product is annotated as GTF2I repeat domain containing 1. Gene Ontology annotation, molecular function: DNA-binding transcription factor activity. The record is from RefSeq and is a predicted model, not a curated record. The transcript is spliced from 23 exons. Gene Ontology annotation, cellular component: nucleus. Gene Ontology annotation, biological process: transcription by RNA polymerase II. The coding region runs from base 358 to 3408 and encodes 1016 amino acids. Lineage: Eukaryota; Metazoa; Chordata; Mammalia; Artiodactyla; Physeteridae.
GGCUGGGCAUCAGCUGUGGAUUCGAUCGGCCGGUCUUCCUGCUCCCCGCGUCCUGGCAGGUGUGAGGAGUACAGUCCUCGUGGUGCAUGUUGACGGGAGAGGACCGGGCUUGGUGACAGAGGGACAGAUGGACGGAGCUCAUGCCCACUGCCGUCUGUGAUGGAGUGAUGAUACAGCGAGGAAGGCGGCUCACGUUCUGACAAGCGUCGAGGCGGUGCUGCAGGUCCUGGGACCACACUUGGAGGAGCACCCGUGCAGGACCCCGGUCUGACCCAGCAGCCUCCCUCGUUUUCAGUUCCUGGACUGUUCCUCCUUCGUGAUCCAAAUACAUCCAAAGUUGCAAUCCCCCCGGCGACCAUGGCCUUGCUGGGAAAGCGCUGCGACGUCCCCACAAACGGCUGUGGGCCUGACCGCUGGAACUCCGCCAUCGCCCGCAAAGACGAGAUCAUCACCAGCCUCGUGUCUGCCUUAGAUUCCAUGUGUUCAGCGCUCUCCAAGCUGAACGCAGAAGUGGCCUGUGUCGCUGUGCACGAUGAGAGCGCCUUCGUGGUCGGCACCGAGAAGGGGAGGAUGUUCCUGAACGCGCGCAAGGAGCUGCAGUCAGACUUCCUCAGGUUCUGCCGAGGGCCCCCGUGGAAGGAGCCAGAGGCAGAGCACCCCAAGAAGGUGCCCCGGGGUGAGGGUGGCAGCCGGAACAUCCCACGGUCUGCCCUGGAACAUGGCUCGGACGUGUACCUUCUGCGGAAGAUGGUAGAGGAGGUGUUUGAUGUUCUUUAUAGCGAGGCCCUGGGCCGGGCCAGCGUGGUGCCGCUGCCCUACGAGCGGCUGCUCCGGGAGCCGGGGCUGCUGGCUGUGCAGGGGCUGCCCGAGGGCCUGGCCUUCCGGAGGCCGGCCGAGUACGACCCCAAGGCCCUCAUGGCCAUCCUGGAGCACAGCCACCGGAUCCGCUUCAAGCUCAAGCGGCCGCUCGAGGAUGGCGGGAGGGACUCGAAGGCCCUGGUGGAGUUGAAUGGCAUCUCCCUGAUAGCCAAGGGGUCUCGGGACUGUGGCCUGCACGGCCAGGCCCCCAAGGGGCCACCCCAGGACCUGCCCCCAACCGCCACCUCCUCGUCCGUGGCCAGCUUCCUGUACAGCACCGCCCUUGCCAACCACACCGUGCGGGAGCUCAAGCAGGAGGCACCCGCCUGCCCUCUUGCCUCCAGUGACCUGGGCCUCGGCCGGCCCGGGCCUGAGCCCAAGGCCCCCGCUGCUCAAGACUUCCCAGACUGCUGUGGACAGAAGCCCACUGGGCCUGGCGGUCCUCUCAUUCAGAACGUCCAUGCCUCUAAGCGCAUCCUCUUCUCCAUCGUCCAUGACAAGUCAGAGAAGUGGGACGCCUUCAUAAAAGAAACCGAGGACAUCAACACGCUCCGGGAGUGUGUGCAGAUCCUGUUUAACAGCAGAUAUGCGGAAGCCCUGGGCCUGGACCACAUGGUCCCCGUCCCCUACAGGAAGAUCGCCUGCGACCCGGAGGCUGUGGAGAUCGUGGGCAUCCCGGACAAGAUCCCCUUCAAGCGCCCCUGCACCUACGGGGUCCCCAAGCUGAAGCGGAUCCUGGAGGAGCGGCACAGCAUCCACUUUGUCAUUAAGAGGAUGUUCGAUGAGCGAAUUUUCACAGGGAACAAGUUUACCAAAGACCCCACAAAGCUGGAGCCAGCCAGCCCGCCCGAGGACAUCUCUGCGGAGGUCUCCCGUGCUGCCGUCCUGGACCUGGCUGGGACUGCUCGGUCGGACAAAAGCAGUCUCUCUGAAGACUGUGGGCCAGGAACCUCUGGGGAGCUGGGUGGGCUGAGACCCAUCAAAAUUGAGCCAGAGGAUCUAGAUAUCAUUCAGGUCACUGUCCCAGACCCUUCCCCAACCUCUGAGGAAAUGACAGACUCGAUGCCUGGACAUGUGCCCUCGGAAGAUUCCGGUUACGGGAUGGAGAUGCUGACUGACAAAGGCCCCAGCGAGGACCCGCGGCCUGAGGAGAGGCCUGUGGAGGACAGUCAUGGUGACGUGAUCCGGCCUCUGCGGAAGCAGGUGGAGCUGCUUUUCAACACGCGAUACGCCAAGGCCAUUGGCAUCUCGGAGCCUGUCAAGGUGCCCUACUCCAAGUUCCUGAUGUACCCAGAGGAGCUGUUUGUGGUGGGGCUGCCUGAAGGCAUCUCCCUCCGCAGGCCCAACUGCUUCGGGAUCGCCAAGCUCCGGAAGAUCCUGGAGGCCAGCAACAGCAUCCAGUUCGUCAUCAAGAGGCCUGAGCUGCUCACCGAAGGAGUCAAAGAGCCCCUCACAGACAGCCAAGAGAGGGAUUCCGGGGACCCUCUUGUGGACGAGAGCCUGAAGAGACAGGGCUUUCAAGAAAAUUAUGAUGCCAGACUCUCACGGAUCGACAUUGCCAACACGCUGAGGGAGCAAGUCCAGGAUCUGUUCAAUAAGAAAUACGGGGAAGCCUUGGGCAUCAAGUACCCGGUCCAGGUCCCCUACAAGAGAAUCAAGAGUAACCCCGGCUCGGUGAUCAUCGAGGGGCUGCCCCCCGGGAUCCCUUUCCGAAAGCCCUGCACCUUUGGCUCCCAGAACCUGGAGAGGAUCCUUGCGGUGGCUGACAAGAUCAAGUUCACCGUCACCAGGCCUUUUCAAGGACUCAUCCCAAAGCCUGAAACUGAGGCCAAGGGAACUUCAGUGACUUGCCUGGGACGCCCAACCCGUAGUGGAGGAAGCGUUGGUUCCACACCUGGCUCCCUGCUCCGUCAGGGAGGCCCACUGAUGCCAGGCGGGCGGCACGUAAUUCAGAGCAGCCACCGAAUAGCGGAGUGUCGGGCUUUGGGGAGAAACACUGCGGGGCGGAGAGGCAGCCAGCAGCCAUCGCCCCCUUCUGGGGCGGUGACCUCUUCCACUGACCACGGCUCGCCCUCCAGCAAGGGGGGCUCGACAGCUCAUCUUCCUGUUCUUGAAUCUCAGCCAUCACCCCAAGGUGGCCAUCUGCCCCCCAUUUCUCUGUGCCAGUCUUCCCGCCCACCCAUCGGCCUUCCCUGUGGCCCCUCUGUGUGCAGACAGGGCCCUUGGAAAUGCUUUCUCUGCCCACGUGGUAUGGGAGAGGGUGGCAGCCUGCCUAGAAGAAGAGAUAGGCACCUGGCCCUGGCCCCAGGCCUCAGGGGUGGAACUGCCAGAGCCUUUCCAGGCAUUGGCGCUCUGGGCCGGGUGUCAGCCUGGAGGGACCGGGGCAGAUGGGCUGGCAGGCCAGCUGUGUGCUUCCUAAAGCCAUUUGUCACGCUGGACCGGGAAGGUGUCCAGACUCACAGGGGCCUCCGAGGGUUCACCAGAGGUCGCUGGGUGCUGUUCCUGCCCCAGAAAGGGCUGUUCCCAAACUGUCCAUUAGGCAGUCGCUGA